GCAAGCACAGACACCCCAUCAAACAAAGCCUCCACGGUUUGGAGCGUUGCAUGCGCCGUUGCCAAUGCUGACCUAAACAACGCCGCUUGUGGUUGGGGAGUUUGACACCUCAAAAACUAGCCCCAAUCAUGCAGCAAGCGGGAGGUCAGUCAGGGAUGGAUUAACUAAUCCGCGGCUAAAUCUAAUGCAUUAUUAGCCAUGACGCCACGCCAUUGGCCCCCUCCUUCCUCCAGCUCCUACCCCUUCCAAGUCGACCAUGAUGGAAUGAUGUCACACACGCUUCCACAAUCCACAGUCGCAGCUAGCUAGCUCCUCCCCUAGAUUAACCUUCCGAGGCAGCCUAAUCCUACUCUGAAUCUCUGACUGUAAGCGUAUUAUAAUGGAGAUGCUGAUAAAGCAACAAGGUGCAUCCUUCCAAAGAUUCAACGAGAAAGACGCAAGGAUUGGUUCUAUAUGCACAAUAAUUGUCCAACUAGUCUCCAUCUGUUUUCAUUGCUCUUCUUUUUUUGAUGGAAUGGUGAUCAAAGUCUUCUGCGUAUUCGCUAAAACAAAGCCUUCACGUUGCUCUCACCGGCUUCGGAUUUCAAAUACAGCCUUUCGAUGGACAGACGACCACGUCUUGGUCGACCCCUCCCUCCUAUAUAAACCAUUCCACCCCUUUCUUCCCAACCUCCCAAUUCCAAGCUUGCUACACCUUCUUUGCAAAUUUGCAACUAGCUAUAGCCUGCGAGGUUCUGUGCACCAUGGGCAUGGCUGAGAAGAUUUCUGUGGCCAGGAAGGCCGGGCUGAUCACGAAGACGUUGGACCGGUGCCGGAGCACGACAACGAGGAACAAGCCAGCAGAGGGCUGCUUCUCGGUGUACGUCGGCGCGGAUAGACAACGGUACGUGGUGCGGAUGGAGUGCCUGAACCACCCGUUGUUCCAGGCGCUGCUGGAGGAGGCCGAGGAGGCGUUUGGGUACGCAGAUGCAGGGCCCCUCGAGUUGCCCUGCAACACCGAGGCAUUUGCCAAGGUGCUAGAGAAGAUCGGGGAGGAGAAGCAGAUGGCGGCCCGGAGGAGGCAUGUCCUCCCUAGGGUGAGCUCCUAUCGGUCGCUUGGCACUGGCUGGCCUAUGAUUGUUGGCCGGUCGUAACAUUUGCAUUUGGAUUGGAUGAUACCGACUACCGAGUUGAUGAGCUCUGAGUUUCUGUUGAGCUUGCACCACUCAUACUAUCAUGUACACAGUUGGAAGCAAACUUAGCUCCCAAGUAUGGUAUUGUCAACAACAUCACCAUAUACUUGGCAAUGUUAGAUAUUUUUCGUUCUUAUUCUAUUUUCUGUUUUUGUGAGAAGGCACUGUUAGAUGUUAAUGUGUGUUCUCCCCCUAAGUUGUAGUAACUGUCUGCGUAAGUGUUAUACAGAUAGAAUUUGUAACUUUUCUGCCGACUAUAUAUGGCGUAAUACCAUAAUUCCGAA
This is a messenger RNA of Triticum aestivum (bread wheat), 1456 nucleotides long. Its product is annotated as auxin-responsive protein SAUR20. Lineage: Eukaryota; Viridiplantae; Streptophyta; Magnoliopsida; Poales; Poaceae. The coding region runs from base 744 to 1133 and encodes 129 amino acids. Gene Ontology annotation, biological process: response to auxin. The record is from RefSeq and is a predicted model, not a curated record. The transcript has a single exon.